GCACACGUUCAGAGCUUUAAAGUUUGCCGUCGGUGCCAAUGUGUACUUGGUUUGUAAAAAAAAUGAAAUGAAAUUAUAUGUUAUUCGAUUAUAUACCUACACAAAAAUCUGAAUUCAGAAUUGGAAAUGGAUAACACAAAAUGUAGAAUAUUCUAUCAUUGUUUACUUCUUUUCACUUAAUUGGUUUAUGAACACCAUUAACAUGAUCUGCAAACAGGACUAAUUAUUGUGUUCAACAACAUUUCAAAAUGGUGAUACAGCGAAGUGUAAAUGUGAAUGAAUCGACUGCUACAAAUUCUAAUUUGGAACCGAAUCCAAAUUCUUCUUGGAGUGUCCAAGGACCUAAGACUUUAAGUAUACGUAUGACUGGCAAUAUGCAGGCGAAACCGCCAAUCACACGGCAAAUAGCCAUAAACACUUUAGCAGCUAUGCAUCGUCGAUUCAGUCUUCCCGGACCAGUGCAACCCCAUUCCAGACCAAUUGCCGAAUUCCGUGCAAGUGCAAAUAAAUCACUUGAUAUAUUGAGACAAACCAUACAGUCAUCGGUAACUCGGGAAAUAGAUCAAGUCAUAAAAAAAUAUUUGGAGAAAUUCUUUGUCCCUGCAGUGAAUAAUAUCAGAUUGAAUUUAGGUGAUGAAUCAGUUAGUGAAGAUCAGGUAAGAGCUGUUUGCAGAGCUAUGCUGGAUGCCACACGUUUACUAUAUACCACCCCACCUCGAACAUUUCAGACUUCACAAGAAACAAUUGAUGACACAAGCCAAAAUAUUGAAAACAAAUUAAGUAAAUAUACAAGUAGCACUUCACAAAAUAAACGAAAGGAUAUUGACCUUGAACUGGAUUUAAAAGCUAAAAAAAUAAAACAAGAGGAGGGUAGUGAUAGUGGUCGUUCUUCACCAAUUAUGUCUCCUGCAAUUAGAGAUCCAGACAAAUGGAAUCCAGCUAGGCUUACCCAGGAUACUCUUUUUAUAAUGGGGUCACAUGCACAUAAGGUACUUGGGCUUGGCAACUCUCGUGGUCGCUUGUAUACUAGACACGCUGGGCUAUUGAGAUAUCCAGCUGAUAGUGCUGACAAAGAAUGGAUUGCCAGCCAUAAUCUUGUCAAUGCAGUUGGUGGUAAAACUUAUAUCAUGGUUUUAGAAGAUAUAGAAGAGCUCGCUACUAGUGAUGCAUAUAAACAUAACUCAUUGCCUCUACUUGGAGAAUUAACUGGGUUCAGAGUUCCACCUUUUAUGCUGAGGAAGAUAAAGGCAUAUGUCCUAAAAAGAGCUAUGAGUGGGGAUUUAAGUAAUGCUGAUAGUCCACAACCCUCCACCAGCAAUAAUCAAGAGGAUAAGUUUAAAAUAGAAGAUAUAAAAAUAGAGGCUCAUGAUGAUUUUGACUCUGCUAAUUUUAAUGCUAGUCAGUAUAUGAAUAAUUCAGAUGGUGCAGGAGUAUCCCAUGCUAAUGAUUUUGCUGAUAUAAAAGUUGAGGAUAUUGAUGAUAUUAAAGUAGAUUCAAUCAAAAUGGAGGAUUUAGAUGAUAUGAAAGUUGAUGGAAUCAAAGUAGAAGAUUUAGAAGCGAAUGGAAUUAAAGUUGAAAACAUUGAUGAUAUUAAUGUAGAUGCAAUAAAAGUUGAAGAUAUUAAAUUAGAAAAUGAUGAUGCAUUUGAUAUGUGCAAACAAUCGGAUAAUGAUGAAAACAGUCUAGUGGAUGGUUUGUUAGAGGCAGAUAUCGAGUUUCUUAGUCGUAAUUUAGGCAAUAUCGAGAGUGAUGCCGAUGCCAGAAAAACUAUUGAGAAUCUAACUGGAGCUAAUCCUGACACUAUAACUUUGGUUGGCGAUGAAUUUGAUCUUGGAAGCACACUCAAUACCAAUUUUUCAGGCGGGCAGAACACAAAAUGCAUUACAGUGGCGUCAACUACAAGCGGCAUGAUACACAGCGUGCCCGUGGCCCACAUAUCGGCGCCGCGCAUAACGGGCAGCACCGUCCACUACUACACCAGUUCCGGUAUACAGGGUGCUCAGAGAACGGUGCAUCAUCUGCCACAGGCCACCGUCACCAUACAGAGCAUACCCGGCUCCACUUCGCAGAUGAUAAGGGGCAUACCGUACAACGCAAAGUCCGGCACCAUCAGCACAGUGAUGUCACAAGGAACAGCCAACACGAUCAUCGGCUUCGGUACUCGGACCUCUAACGCGACUAUAAUAAGUACCCCCACCCAAUACGUGAACGUCACCUCCAAAUCAUUCCCAACUGGUAACAUCCUCCAUAACGCGAUUAUGUCCAAAAAUAUAGUCAACAACACGACCCCAGGCAUUUCCUUCAAUGUAACCACCGUUCAACCACCAACCACCGUGGCUAACAAUAAAUGCGACUUCGAUACAAUUUCAACGACUAAAGACAUGAUAGAUAACGCGUGUAACUCUUCGGUAAUGUUGAAGAAAGUAUUGACACUGGGCAGUACGGGUUCUGCCAAAUCAUUUAUCAUGCACAAUACCCAAAAGGUGUUGUCCACCGGCUUUGCUACCGGUUCCACGCCCCCCCCAAAUGUUACCAUUGUCAGUUCCGGCUCGAGUGGUAUGUUGAACAGUGGUAUGGGCAAUUCGAACAUUGUCUGCCCGGCUUCGGGCAAUCUGAGCGCUACGCACGCAACAUUAUCCGCUCUGUUGGCGACCAGCGCUGAGAGUAACCAGGCAAGUAAGAAUUAAUCAUAAUAAUUUACGGCUGAUUUACUUUAAACACUACAGGAACGAUAUUUUUAGAGUUAUUUGAAUUUUCUCACACACACUGAUCUAUAUUUUUUGAAAAUAGAACGUGAUUUCUGAUUGUAUUUAUUAGCAUAUAAAAACGUUUCAUGUUAUUUUUUUAUAUUUGUUUUCAUACAGAAAUGUAUGCUUUGAUAUUUGGGAUUUGAUAAAGGUGUGACAUUUUGAAUACUACAUUUCGUUAUAACAUUGUAAUGUAUGAAUUCGUAAACAAUUCCCUUAAAUUGUCGUUUAUCUUGUGAUCGUCAGACAUUGAUAGUUUAAGAUCACUUUCGACUUAAUUCUAAUUGACGUAUUUAAGAUUCAUCCCAAUCAUUACUUCAAUGUUGGGGCUUUUGAAUGAUGUUUUUUGUUGUUUGCACAUUCAAUGUUGAAAUCGAUUAUUGUAUCGGAAAAAAUAAGACUAUUAUUAUAAGUACGAAGAGUAUUAUCUACCUCGUUACGUUACCUGACUGUUUUAUGAUUUUGUUAAGAUAGUCGUUAUAUUUAUACAAAUUAGCAUAUUGUCUGAGUUUAAGCGUGUUUUGAAAUAGUUGAAAAGAAAUGAAGAUAAUAUAAUUGUUCUUAUUUCAAAAGCAAUUGCAUCUAUAAGUUAAUUUGGUAGAAUUAAGAGCAUAUACUAUGUAUAUAUAUUAUUUAAUUUCUUUCAAUUUGAUGCGUAAUUGAAUGUUAAACCAAACUUCGCUCUAGAAUGUGUGUCGAUGUGAAUUUAUUGUGGUAUUUUAGGGUAUGAACAUCAUUAUAGCUGUGGAAUUUAACUUACUACUUUACAAGCAGUUUAGAUCUGAUAAUCUCUAUCUUACCAAAUAAUAACUGUAAGUAGUUAGGUAUUUCAUGUGUAGGAUAACAACCCAUAGUUUAUAGCUUAAACAUCAUUGGCUGAUGAUGAUAUCAGCCCAUUCUUGUUGCCACUGCAGGGGCACCGCUUCCUAAGCGUUUAGAUUAUAAUUCUUUAAGGCUAAGUGCGUGUAGGCAGAUGUCGCAUAUCGUCGAACUUUUUGAUUCUUGGACAUGCCUUUUUUUUUUUUUAUAGUGGGGAAAUCUUGCAUAGAUACCCACGGCCCCCGGGGAAGAGGUCGGUUUCUUCGCGAUGUUUUCCUUUGUUGUUUCGAGCAGUGGUGAUGUGGAUGAUGCGUAGAUAACUUGAAAAAACAAAUUAUGUAUUUCCUGCACGCUUGUCUGAAAUCUAGAGACUGAUCUCUAGUUCUCUAGAUCUUUCUUUUCGAUUUAAGUCCGAGGUCCUUGCCACUAAAUAACAAUAAUUUUAUAUACGUAAGAUAAUAUAUAUUUAUUUAUUUAUUAUAUAUUACUGUAGAAUCUCGUUAAUUGGUAAAUCUUAUCAAUAAAUCCUACGAUUUUUCGAAGUAAUGCAUUUAGUUACAAAGUGGUGACAAGACCUCUUCAGGAGUUUCUGUCUUUUUAAACGAGAUUUUUUUAUUUAAGUAAGAACUUCGGACAAUUCAACAUUAAGUAAAAUAAGUAAAUAGUACCCUUUUUUGCGUCUUUCGUAGGAAUAUGUUCAAUUUAUUCGAGGAACAUCAAUCCUGCAUUCUAAAAUUUUUCGAAUUGUCAAUAAACAAUAAAACAUAUUCUUUCUAGCAUAACCAUAGUCUGUAACAUAAGGUCUGCUUUAGGAAGAUAAGGCCACAUAGAGCGGAGUCUGAAAAUAUGACCCGAUGUUUUCAUAUUGAUUUAUAAUUAUUAUUUAAUUAUAAUUAAUAAUUGUUGUUAUUGAUUUUGUUUGUAUUGAGAAAGUGUUCGCUUAGCUUUAAUAUCUUGACUGAUGGAAAACAUGUAUUUUGUUAUUUCGUAUUUUUGUGUGAUCAAGGCUGUGCUUUAUAUGUUAAGAAAAUCCUAUACACGUUUAUUUAUAUUUUUUGUUGUGUUGAGUUUGUUGUUUUAUAGUGUUUUUUUUUGUAUUUUAAUUCGUGAGCUGUGUUAACGGUACACUUGUUAGGCUUGCUGAUUAUAGCUUAUUAAUUAAUCUCGCAUUUAUUGAUCUCGCUUUUAUUAUUUCUUUACUAUGCAGUUAUUUUGGCUGUAUGUUUUGUUUUAGGUAAUAAAAAUAGAAAGAUUAAAAAUAGUUCCCAAUAUAUUAAUAAGUAAUAAUAUUUUGAGAGGAUUCGGUUGUCUCGCAACUUAAUUUUGUGCAUUGGUUAACAUGACGUAGAACAAAUGCUUUGUAAUAAGCCUCUCUUGUCGUUACCUACUUUUUAUUAUUUAGCACUAGCUGCACCCCGCUGUUUCAUACGCGGAAGCCCGUAUCCCGUAAGUAUAUCGGGAUAAAGAGUUGUCUAUAAUAUGUUAUUCCAAUUGUCCAGCUGUCUACGUACCAAAUUUCAUUUUGUAGUUACCCUUUAAUUCGAAAGAAGUCCUUUAAAACCGACUUUACAAAAGGAGAGGUUAUUAAGUCGACCGUAUUGUUUUGUGUGUUUGUUACCUCUCGUCUUAUCACUGGUUGAACCAAUUGUUAUGAUUCUUUUUUUAUUUUUUAAGCUGGUGCCUCCCAUGUGAAUGUAUUAUGACGAUGUUAAAUUUAGUCUAGACCUGACAGUUUAACAGCUGUUUCGCUUUUUGUGAAAACAAUUAUAUUUAUUUAGCUGGGAACUUGAGUUUCAAGGGUUAUAGAUGAAGACUUACUAUUUGGAUUUAUUUUUAUGUUGCAUUCACUCUCCAAGAAGCUUAUUGCCUUGCUUUCUGCCGCAUAAGAAUUAUUUCAUAUUUCAUGUCAUAUUCUAUUUUAUAUAUUCAUUCGAUGAACUAACCACGUUACUUACUUUAUAUGAGGUCAGAAGGAAAAUCAUGUUAAAAUACAGGACCUCAACAUAAUAAAUAAAUUCGAAUACAUUCGUUGUUUGAUGCUAUGACUAACAAGUAAUUAUUUCUUAUCGAUUAACACGCUAUUCUACAUAUUUUCGUUAACGCGAGUUAUUUUUGCCAAGAAUAUUAAGCUUUCAAGAGCUCCGAAUGAAUGUAUCUGUAUUCGUUGGGAAAUUGAUAUUUUUCGGUAUAAUAGUACUCUUUUUAGUGCAUCUAAAUAUUUAUAGGUAGUAGCAACGUAUUAUAAAGUAGAUCGACGUGCGUAUGAGGCUAAAUAAUGCUUGUUCAAAGCAUGCUUUAAAAAUUAGCUUUAAGCUUUUGUGCAAUGAAUGCUUUACAGAUAUAGAGUAAACCACCUGCAAUUCAUGUUUGGCAAUCGCUUUAUGUUUUAUUUAUAUAUUGUUUAUUUUUAUAUUUUCUUUAAUUAUUCGGUUUUCAUUAUCAUUUAAUUAACUAUUUAAGCUAGGCUUUUUGUAUAUUUUUAUGCGUAUCAAUAGUACGUUUAAUAUUAUUCAUAUCAUGUGCCAAAGUAUUGAUAAGCUAUGUAAUUCAUUUUACAGUUUUUUUAUUACUGUAUUUUAGAUAGGUACUACAAUAGUUAACUCUUGUAUCAACAGAUUUUCGUAUUAUAUUUUUCUACCGCAUUUACAACUGAGUGACUGUUAUUAGAAAGUAUUACAAAUAUGAUGUUUCUUUGCAGUUUUCAUAACGAUAUAAGUAAAACGGAAUUUUAAUUAAAUCUAGAUUAUAAUAUGUAAUUAAAGUUUGAAUUAUGGCUGUGUGAAUUUAAGCAGAAUUAAAACUAUACGUAGGUUAUUAUGAAACUUUUAUCCUCAAUGUGGUCUACCUACGUACGUUUAAAUGAUCUCUGUGACUUCAUUGAUAGUAGUUUAAGAUUGAAAUUCAUGUAAUAUUGAUGUUGUGAAAAAUCGCUUAAAGUUUUGAGUGUACUACAAAAAAGUAUUGUAAUUUGUAGUGGGUUUAGUGUAGGAAAACAUGUGUUUUUUCUUAACUAUAAACUGUGAGCUCGUAAUAAGAAAAUUAAAUAGAAAAUCUCAAAAAAUGUUGUAAUCAAUGUUUGUCAGAUUAUCGAUUUUUAACAUUAUUCCUAUUCAAUUUUAAAACAUCUUAUAAUAUAAAUCCGCCUUUUUCAUUCCACGCUUUUUAGUUUUUUUUUUAAAUCGCGUGCUAUUUGUUAUUCUUAUGUAACUUUGUAGAUAUUAAACGAUGACUUACUAAGCAAC
This is a messenger RNA of Zerene cesonia (dogface butterfly), 6808 nucleotides long. RefSeq lists its product as uncharacterized. Gene Ontology annotation, cellular component: nucleus. The coding region runs from base 249 to 2687 and encodes 812 amino acids. NCBI's taxonomy places the organism in Eukaryota, Metazoa, Arthropoda, Insecta, Lepidoptera, Pieridae. The record is from RefSeq and is a predicted model, not a curated record. Gene Ontology annotation, molecular function: nucleosome binding; DNA binding. The transcript is spliced from 9 exons.